AUCCCCCAGGUAGUCCUCCAUCCCAUCCACUCACUCACACUCACACUCACACUCACACUCACACUCACACACAAUAUCAACACCAACACCAACACCACAAAUCAACCAACCAACCAACCAACCACCACCAACAAAAAUGCAUCUCCUCACCUUCCUCACCACCCUCACCACCACCACCACCCUCCUAACCCUAACGACCGCAAACCCCGCCCCACCCCCCGCCACAUGCGGAACCUGCAACCCGCUCUCCGGCGAAAACCACUGCGACGUGACCACCUCCUGCAUCAACACGGGGACCCGGUUCCACUGCGCCUGCCGCGCCGGCUACAAGGCCUCGCCCAACAACAACGACAUCAACAAGCAGUUCCGGCUCAAUGUCCCCGGGUACCAGUUCCUGGUGUUCACGCCUGAGUCCACCCAGUGUAAUACGCUGUGUGAUAAUCCGUAUGGUGCCAGUCCGCAGCUUUGUGCGGAGGUGCCGAUUUAUAAUGGGUGUGCUGUUUGAGGGACUGGAGGACUGGAGAGAAAUUGGGGAAAUGAGAGGAUGAGAGGAUGAGGAUGAUAUGAGAAGAUGAGAGGAGGGGGGUGCAUGGGGAAGGAGGGAUUGUGAGUUGUGAGUUGUGGACUUGUGGUGAUGAUAAUGGUGGCUAUGACUGGGGACGGAGGUUUAGGGGGGUGUUGGGUGGCGCGUGUUGAUUGAUGGUUGUGAUUGUGUAGUAUCGGGGUAAUCGGGGUGGUGGUGGUGGAAGAGAGCUGGAGAGUAGGGUAGGGCAAUGGGUAGUUAUAUAGUUGUGUGGUUAUGUAUCGGGAG
Molecule: messenger RNA, 811 nt
Organism: Aspergillus heteromorphus CBS 117.55
Lineage: Eukaryota; Fungi; Ascomycota; Eurotiomycetes; Eurotiales; Aspergillaceae
Product: putative adhesin
Exons: 1
Coding region: 137-505 (122 amino acids)
Source: RefSeq, a predicted model, not a curated record